AUGAAAAACAAGUACUCUCCUAUUUCAGAUUCUGAUGACUCUUCCAAAACGCUCAAUGAUGAAAAGGCAGAUAGUCGGUCGUCUCCUUCAGAUGGUACGCCUCCUCCGUAUUCAGUCUCAAAAAAAAAUGUUGAUCUAGAAAUGGCUGAUGGAUCCGCUCAAAAUUCCGCCCAAGAUACUGUUAAUAACAUCAGGUCGGACCCUUUAACGAAUAAAGAGUGGUGGAAAAACUUUUUCGUAGGCAUAAUGACUAUUAUAGCUAUUUUAUAUAAUACUGUUUUUCUAGCCAUAGUUUUUGGUUACAAGGUUUCUCCGUAUACGAAUGUUUUUUACGGGCUUGCUGGCGGUUCUAUUGGAUCCAUUUUUAUUUUCCUAUUCACGAUUCUUGUAACAUAUCCGGAAUGGUACAGGCAAACUGGAAGAUUAACCAAAAACGUAUUGUCAGCUAUGUGUAUCUCAGUAUUAUGUGUGUGUUUUCUCGAUGUCCUCGGUUUCACCGCGUAUUAUGCUGCAAAGAAGUUCACAGGAUUUGAAAAGAUAAACAACAAUUUUUUCUAUGCUGUUUGUUUUGUUAACUUUGUCUUGUUUCUUUAUUUGACGAUGAAUGCAAAUGCGCGUGAACGACUUAGAUUAGUAGUCGUCGAUAUGGGAAACGGCAUGAGUGGCUUAGGAAACGGCAUAAAUGGCUUAGGAAACGGCAUAAAUGGCUUAGGAAACGGAAUAAAUGGCUUGGGACACGGCUUGGGAAAUGCUGUGGUUCAUAUGUUCGGAACAAAUCGAGGAGAUGAAGCACCUCGUAACGAAGAAAUCGAACUUCAACCUCUUGCUGAGCAAAGGGCUGAAGUUUGA
Messenger RNA from Schizosaccharomyces osmophilus, 849 nucleotides. It is a transcript of the gene wtf6, whose product is annotated as wtf meiotic driver. NCBI's taxonomy places the organism in Eukaryota, Fungi, Ascomycota, Schizosaccharomycetes, Schizosaccharomycetales, Schizosaccharomycetaceae. The record is from RefSeq and is a predicted model, not a curated record. Bases 1 to 849 code for a protein of 282 amino acids. The transcript is spliced from 5 exons.